Solenopsis invicta (red fire ant) is the source of this 2979-nucleotide messenger RNA. RefSeq names its product cytochrome b5. The coding region runs from base 966 to 1379 and encodes 137 amino acids. The record is from RefSeq and is a predicted model, not a curated record. Lineage: Eukaryota; Metazoa; Arthropoda; Insecta; Hymenoptera; Formicidae. Gene Ontology annotation, molecular function: heme binding. Gene Ontology annotation, cellular component: membrane; intracellular membrane-bounded organelle. The transcript is spliced from 3 exons.
ACUCAAAACUCGUGUUUUUGAUUAUCAGCAAAGUACAAAAAAAAUCUAUGAGUUUGCUCCGGUUUGCUCCACCGAAUAUUUCUUCUACACCCCGAGAUAAAAUUCUACGUUCCCCACACCUGACACCGAUUAAUAAAAUAAAUCUACUGAAAGAAAAAAAAAAUUUGGUAAUAAUAUAUAUUUAGUAAGUAUUGACAAAUGUGACAGAUUGUAGUACUACGUUUGAUAAUACUUACUAAAUACUUAGAACGAUAAAAUUGUUAAUCCAAUAUUUAAUUGGCAUUAUUUCAUUUGACAUUUGGUAGCUAUUAUCAAAAUUUUGUUCAGUGUACAAAGUGUCAAUUCUUGAUCGGUGCUAUAUUCGUAUAAGCCGACUUAAAUAAAUAGUAGCGGUCGAUUAAAUAUGAAUAACGCGAAAACACGCUGCGCGGAUUCCAUGUCAGUCGAAAUUGGACGAGAUAUGAGGAAGACCAUAAAAUAAAUAAGACACCACCGCUCGAUACCGCGCGCGCGCGCGCUCGUAGCGUUUCGUCGGAGGAAUGUUGGGAAAAAAAUACGGAGAAAGAGAGAGAAGUCGCUCCUUGUGGGAAACCGUUUCACAACGUGAAAUGCGACAGGUACGAGAAACCCGCUUUCGCUGUCGACAUUCGGGAGGAGAAACGAAAGGAAGACUAGAGCAGUGGCUCUGAAUGCGCGAGAUACCGAGGACGCGCGACAAAGCACAUCGUCGUCGUCGUCGUCGUCGUCGUCGCCCUCGUUGUCACCGCUGUCGCUAUCAUCAUUGCAGUCGUGUCGUUUCGUUUACAGCCUAUUUUCCCUUUCAAAGUGCUCCCGUACGCGACCAAUCUGCGACUGAGAUCGGGUCAAAAUAGACCGGAGCGUACACGCGUCGUCCGAAGGUGACGCCAAGAGAUAAACCUUUACCUUUUCACGAAACGAUUUAACAUACAGCGAAGAAGUGUACUAUGACGACCACCUACACGAUCGAAGAAGUUGCUCGUCACAAUAACGCCAAGGAUCUGUGGAUCGUGGUACACGAUGGGGUCUACGAUAUCACGAAGUUUCGUAAGGAACACCCUGGCGGCGAGGACGUGCUGAUGGAAGUAGCGGGGCAAGAUGCGACGAAUCGUUUCGAAGACAAUGGCCACAGUUUCGAGGCAGUUAACUUGCGCGAGAGUUUCAAAAUUGGACAACUGGCAGGAAGUGUUGUAGGCUUGGAUAAAUCGUCAAAGACGACAAAGACAGAAGUAAAAGAACCAAUGGAGAAAGAUGAGCAGAAUCAAGAAUCGAAGACAGAAACGUCCUGGAAUUUGAUGAUGUUCAUAUUUAUCGCUGUCCCAAUUUAUGCCAUAAUUUUUUAUUGGUUCAGUACAGUAUAAAACGAUGGUAAUAUAAGACGAUUUGUACGCGUGAUAUGUGUUAACUUAAUAAAAAUUAAAAAUUAGCAAGAUAAAAUAUUAUAAUUUCACUCAGAGCUAUUAAGUUUAUUCUUUUUUCUCGCAAAUCUCUUGAAUAAUUUAUUAGCUGCGGCGGUACAAAACUAUUAUUGGGCAAUUGUAAUUCAUUACCUGCGGCAACGUAAACCUGUUGGACAAACGUUUUAUCAAAUAUAAAAUUACAUAAAAAUGUAUUACAUAAAGAAAUAUAAAUAUAAAUUAGUUUUUUUUUUAUUUGACUCUCUUUAACUAAAUUCUAACAAUUUCUCUGAAUAAAUUUCUAAAAUAAAUUAGUCCUCAUCGCUUACAUAUACGAAUAUAUAGCGUUGUACUUGUUAUAUCCGUAUAUGUAAUAAUGUUAUGCGUGAUAACGCAACCUGUAAUGAGGCACAUUACAAAGCAAACUUUCAAAAGGAAUAACACACAGAAACAUAGAUUAAUAGCUUCUCUUAUUACGAUAAUUAAUUUUCAUAUGCGUUGUGUGCGCAGUAUAUAUAUAUAUAUAUAUAUAUAGUUUUUAAAUAAGAAUAAUUUAAGAUUUUACUCUCUAUCUUUCCGAAACUUUAACUUCCAUAAAAGGAUUAUAUAACAACUAUCAAUUACUAUGACCAUUAAUAUAUGUAUAACUAGAAAAAGUAUAUGUUACAUAUCUGUAUUUUUGUGCGUAUAUGUUACAUCUAGUUUACUAUUAAUGAUUAUGAAUAUAAACGUAUUAAAAAAGAUGAAAAUACGCUCAUAAAUAUGCAAUAUAUAGUUUUUUUUAUGCGUAUAAUAUAAACAUGCGUCCAAUGUAUGCAUUUACAAAAAUGCGAUCGAUCAGCUCGACUGUCACGUUUAUCUUUCUGCGAUUUGCGCGGCGUCACCAUGACUAGACGCUUUUGCAUAUGAAUCGGACAACAUGCUCGCCGCACAGUACGUGAGGUCACAAACAGAAAUAGUACCUAGAAUCUUAUACCAAAACGUCAGGGCAAUCGCUAUUAUUCUUGUUGCGUGUCUUCGAGUUAUAACAGAACUUUCAAAAGAUCUUGUGCCGCAAUUGAAUUACCAUCAAUGUGAUAAAAAGUGAGAGUAAAAAAUGUAAUAUAUAUCGCGCGUAUGUUUAUUAAUCGACGUACUGACUGUAUACUAGGUUCAAUUGGAUGCCAAAAAUAGAAUUUUAUUUUAUUCACUAUUUUUAUCUGUCUAAAAUGCCGUCAAUAAAAUUUUUUCCGAUAAAUGGAAAAUGUUUGUCGGCAUUUCUUGUGGUUCGAGUACGCGAGAUAAAAUGAGACUACUCCUAUUGACACUAUGAAAAGUACAUCUAUUGACGUUUUCAGAUAUUCUGUAUACUGUAUGUUACGACUAAACUCGAAUUGGUAGAAUUGUUUUAUCAGUUCCGCGAUCUUCUCUAUCGUACAAAAGUUUCAAAAGUGGACAGUCGCACUAUGGCUAAGUCGUUUUGUGAUUGUCCGACUGACUGCCAUUUCGUACAAACUUUUCAGAGCUAUUUUUACAAACGAAAACCUUGGCGAGCUUUCUCGUAAAAAAAAAAAAAAAAUAAAAA